GAACGGAUGACAUAUAUUUUUUUUUUUAUUUUUCAAAUCGAUCUUUGGUUUGCCACCAAUUCUUUUACCCGCUGUUGUUCUCCUUUCCCUUCCUCGGUUCAUAAGAGCACUACGGCGAUGAAAACAGAGCAAACAUGACCACCAUCCACCCUCCCCUCCCCCCUAUCUGCCACCCUUUGCUCCCGUACCAUUCUUCGCUCUCCCAUUCGUGUUUUCAGGGUGAGAUGACCCGAUCCCGGUUAGGUGGGGAGGGAAAAAAGUACUUGCGAGGUCAGCUGCAUCAUGCGUGGAUUGACACGCAUUGGUCUAUGGUACUGUUUUUUUUUUCAUGGGAACAGCCCGGAACCCAUUUGGACAAUGUGAAUUCAUCAUGCAGACCCUCCUCGUACGUAUAUAGCUUCAACCCCCUGUGCUUUCCGAUAUUUAGUGAACGACUUCAGCGACCAAUACAACGACGGGCAGCUGCAACAAACUCGAAUACAAUGCAGCUGGAUCACAUCACAUUAGAUUCCACUGCAUUGUUCAACAUUGCUGACAGUGAUAAUGAUAGUGAGGAUGGCAGUAGGGAUGACAGUGAGGAAUGACAGUGGGAAUGACAAUGAGAUUGAUAAGGAUAAGGAUGAUGAGAAUGAUGAUGAUGGUGAUGAUGAUGAUGAUGUGUGGUCCUUCCCGGCAGGGCUGUUCCCCGCUCUAUUUUGGUUCCUCCGUGUCCUUGGAGUCUCCCGC
Messenger RNA from Gamsiella multidivaricata, 726 nucleotides. RefSeq lists its product as uncharacterized. NCBI's taxonomy places the organism in Eukaryota, Fungi, Mortierellomycota, Mortierellomycetes, Mortierellales, Mortierellaceae. The record is from RefSeq and is a predicted model, not a curated record. The coding region runs from base 135 to 584 and encodes 149 amino acids. The transcript has a single exon.